AUGUGGUACCACGUGGCUCUGUACUUGUUCCCACAAGCGAACUACAUCGCGAAGGGGGACGAUGACAUGUUCCUGCGUGUGCCGCAGUACCUUGCCGACCUGCGCACUUUGCCCCGGCGUGGAGUUUACUGGGGGUUCUUUGAUAUAACAAGCAACAUGAAGGUUCGCUACGCCACUGGUUACUCCGUGACACUGGCGAGGGAUGUGGCAGAGCAGGUUGUGCUAUAUGAACCGCUAAGAAGGUUGGUGUAUCGCCCAUAUGCCGCCAAGGAAAGUGAUUUUUUGAGCUUGAAUAUGGAACACGAGGACGUUAUGGUGGGACGGGCGCUCAAGGAGAGGAGGUAUCCACACCUCGUGUAUGCCCGUGAGAAAUCGUGCCGAUUCCACGACGUCCACGUGGGGCACCGUGUUCGGCCCGUGACAUCACGCUCAGUGGUCAUUCAUCAUAUAAAGGAGAGUGAGUACGCCGAGCUGAUGGAGCGGUUUGGCAAUGACACUUCACCCACUGGAAAAAGGUAUAGGUGGGGCAGCAGGCACUUUAUUGGGUUUGGUUGCAUGCAUUAA
This is a messenger RNA of Trypanosoma grayi, 564 nucleotides long. Its product is annotated as putative UDP-Gal or UDP-GlcNAc-dependent glycosyltransferase. The transcript has a single exon. NCBI's taxonomy places the organism in Eukaryota, Euglenozoa, Kinetoplastea, Trypanosomatida, Trypanosomatidae. The record is from RefSeq and is a predicted model, not a curated record. The coding region runs from base 1 to 564 and encodes 187 amino acids.